This is a messenger RNA of Nicotiana tabacum (common tobacco), 4413 nucleotides long. NCBI's taxonomy places the organism in Eukaryota, Viridiplantae, Streptophyta, Magnoliopsida, Solanales, Solanaceae. The record is from RefSeq and is a predicted model, not a curated record.
UCUUUGUUUCAAUAAAUCAAAAACCUUACCGCUGCUAUGGCCACAACAGCACAAAGAAACCUCUCAAUUUUCUACACUAGAAGACACUUCACCGUCGUCGGAGCCAAAGUCGCCGGAACGAGGUCUCCGGCAGCAUCGAAGAUUGGAAACUUACUCGUCGUCGCUUCAAUUACAAAAGCUUUGACAGCACCAGGAGGAACACGUAACCUAGAAAAAUACAACGAUUCAAUUCCCCUAUCAGAAACCCUAGUCCUCCAAAUCCUCCGCCGCAACAAUUUAGAUGCCGCCACUAAACUCGACUUCUUCAAAUGGUGCUCUCUCAGGCCCAAUUUCAAACACUCCACCGAAACUUACUCUCAAAUGUUCAGAUCCAUUUGCUAUUAUUAUUUUCACAAUCACCGGGAAGAUAUUUUCGUUCUACUCAACUCCAUGAAGCAUGAUGGAGUGUCGCUUAAUUCGGCCACAUUUAAGUUGUUGCUCGACUCGUUUACUCGAGCUGGUAAUUUUAAUUCAGCUCUUGAGAUUUUGGAAUUCAUGGAGAGUAAUCUGAAAAAUUCUAAUAUUAAUUGUUUAAGUCCUGAUGUGUAUAAUUCUGUACUUAUUGCACUUGUAAAAAAAAAUCAAGUUAAUUUAGCUUUGUCAAUUUUCCUUAAAUUGUUGGAAACUUAUGAUGGGAAUGGUAAUAGCAUUGGGAUUAGCGAUGCUGUUGCAUGUAAUGUGUUUCUUGUUGGUCUUAAGAGGGCUAAUAUGAGGGAUGAAUUUAAACAAGUUUUUGAUAAGCUUAGAGGAAAGAAGAAUAUUUUUCCGUUGGAUAGAUGGGGAUAUAAUAUAUGCAUUCACGCAUUCGGGUGUUGGGGGGAUUUGUCUAGUUGCUUGAGUCUUUUUAAAGAAAUGAAGGAAAGGGGAAGUUGGUUUAGUCCCGACUUGUGCACUUAUAAUAGCUUGAUUCAUGUGCUUUGCUUGCUCGGGAAGGUUAAGGAUGCUCUUGUUGUGUGGGAGGAAUUGAAGGGAUCUUCGGGUUUGGAACCUGAUGUUUAUACUUAUCGAAUUGUUAUACAAGGUUGCUCUAAGGCUUACCUGAUAAAUGAUGCGAUAAAAGUGUUCAGUGAGAUGCAGUAUAACGGUAUACGUCCGGAUACUAUUGUUUAUAACUCCCUCUUAGAUGGAUUGCUCAAGGCGAGAAAAUUGACAGAUGCGUGCAAUUUGUUUCAGAAAAUGAUUGAAGAUGAUGGUGUUCGAGCCAGUUGUUGGACCUAUAAUAUUCUUAUUGAUGGCUUGUUUAAGAAUGGGAGGGCUUUGGCUGCUUAUACCCUAUUCUGUGAUUUGAAGAAGAAAAGUAAUAAUUUUGUGGAUGGGGUUACUUAUAGCAUUGUCAUUUUGCAUCUUUGUCAGGAAGGUAGGCUUGAUGAAGCACUGAAGUUGGUGGAAGAGAUGGAAGCUAGAGGGUUUACUGUUGAUUUGGUUACCAUUACUUCUCUUUUGAUUGCAAUUUACCGGGAGGGGCAUUGGGACUAUACAGAGAGGCUUGUGAAACACGUUAGGGAGAACAAUUUAGUUCCAAUUAUUCUCAGGUGGAAAGACAGUAUGGAAGCUACAAUGAAAGCUCCACAGAGCAGAGAAAAGGAUUUUACACCCAUUUUUCCAUCAAAUGGGAACUUUGGUGAUAUUCUAAGCCUAGAAGAUUUAACAGUCCCUGCGACUGAUACUGCCCUUGGGGCAGAGGAUGAGAGGGAUCCGUGGUCAUCAUCACCAUAUAUGGACAUGCUGGCUAGUAAAGCGAGCUCCCAAAGUCAUGCUACAAGAACAUUCUCUCUUACCAGAGCAAAACGAGUAGACACUAAAGGUGCAGAUUCUUUUGAUAUUGGCAUGGUGAAUACCUUCUUAUCAAUAUUUUUGGCCAAAGGAAAAUUGAGCAUGGCCUGUAAGUUAUUUGAAAUUUUCACCGGCAUGGGUGCUGACCCUGUUAGUUAUACUUACAACUCUAUGAUGGGUUCAUUUGUCAAGAAGGGAUAUUUCGACCAGGCCUUGGGUGUUUUACAGGAAAUGGGCGAGAAGGUUUGCCCUGCUGAUGUAGCAACUUACAAUGUGAUAAUCCAGGGGUUGGGAAAGAUGGGAAGGGCUGAUCUUGCUGGUGCAGUGCUCGACAAGCUGAUGAAACAGGGGGGUUACCUUGACAUUGUAAUGUAUAACACCUUGAUAAAUGCGCUCGGGAAGGCUGGAAGAAUUGAGGAAGUAAACAAGCUUUUCCGGCAGAUGAAAGAUAGUGGAAUCAAUCCAGAUGUUGUCACUUACAAUACACUAAUUGAAGUUCAUGCCAAGGCAGGUCAGCUUAAGCAAGCUUACAAGUUUUUAAGGAUGAUGUUGGAAGCAGGGUGUGCCCCCAAUCACGUCACUGACACAACUUUGGACUUUCUGGAGAAGGAGAUUGAAAAACUGAGAUACCAGAAGGCGUCCAUUAAACGCCCCAAUGUUGAUAACUCGUUAUGAGAAGAACUUUCAGGUUUAGAGGAGUGAGUUCAGUAAUGGUGGGCAAUUCAUAUGGCUGGUAUUCAGAAUAGAGUUGGUUGUUUUUCAUGAAUGCAAAAGCAGGUAAAUUUUCUACAAACAGCAAUCCAGGAACUACUUUGAUUUUCUUUUAAUGCAUAGUCUGAAGAUUUGAAGUUUGAAUCGCUGUUUGGCAAUGAUCUUGUUUUAUGUUUUAUCUAUGGCUUCCCUAAGCAAACAUGUUUCUGAUACAUCUGGCCUUUUCCGAAGAAAUUGAGUAUUUGUAUGCUCAUUGGUAACGCAUUCUGACUUUUUAACACUUGAGUUUAUAUUUUGAAGUUGAAUUCGAAUUAUGUUGGUGGUCAGAUUUGAUUACCUUAUUUGGCAUAGGGCUGAAGUUUAUAUCUACUUAGAGGAUAGAUAAUUCAUUUGGUUAAAUAAUUCGUUAUAACCAGUGUUCUGAUUUUUUGAGAAUGCAAUGUGAUUGGUUAGAGCUCAAAAUCUGGAUUUGGCUAGGGCUUUUCCGAUCCACUUAGUCUAUCCUACCCGUCAUGCAGAGUUCAGAUCAACUGAGAAAUUUAUGAAGACCGGAAGCUAUAGCAUACAGAACUAUAAGAACUAUAAUCACAAGAUUAGGAAAAUAAAAAUGAAAAAUCAGUUUCCAUACAAAUACCCUUUAUUGAUAGAUUCUUAAAAAUCACAUCUUCUAUUAUUGUUCUCUUUUAGUGACCUUGAAGGGCGCCAAAUACAGCACUAGAGUUUUCAAGAGAGAUGAUUCUCGUUUUGCUUGGUUUGUUACAUGACUUGCAUAACUUGUUAACUCGGACAAUAUAUGCCUGACAUUGUCCUCAUUCUGCAUUUCCAAAUUAUGCUCUUACGUUCUCCAGGCUCCAUGUCUUAAGUUUUUCAUUUGAACAAAUUCUUAUAUUUUAGGAGGCUCGGGAAGAAGUUGAAUUCAUAGAAAUUGAAUUGAGUGCCUAGAAUUCAUAGCAAAAGUGAGUGCAAAGGGUUGUCAAAACUCAUAAAUUAUAGAAACAAAGAAGCAGAAGAAAACCAUCUGACAGGAACUUGAUGAUGGCACAGAACUGAGCUCUCACAAUGGCUAUUUCUCAUCUUAGUGGAUUGCUUUGAAAUGCUCCUCCUGGCCAAUGAGCUGCUGACUGGCGAAAUUGGAGAUGUCAGGGGGAGAAUAAGUUUGAAGAUAAGAGAAAGCUAGAAGUUAAUAGAACAUAUCACUGAAGCAUGCAUCUAUUGGCAGCAAAGACAUGUGGAUUAACACCUCAUAUAUUGUAUUCUCCGAUUCGUCUUCCUGAGCCGAAGGUCUAUGGGAAACAGCCUUUCUACCCUCGGGGUAAGGGUAAGGUCUGCAUACACACUAUUCUCCCCAAAUCCCACUAGUGUGAUUUCACUUGGUUGUUGUUAUUGUAUAUUUUAUUUUCAUACGAAGAAUAAGAAGGUCAAUACACCCCUCAAUGAAGUGGGAUGAAAAUCAUUGGAGACCAGGGUUCAAUUCCCACCAAAGUCGCAAAAACCCUAAGUGUUCACUUCCUAUUUGCCUGAGCCUCUUGGUGAACAGAGUUAUAUGGGAUCUAUGCUAGUGGGACUUUUGGAGAUAACACUCUCUUACACUUCAGAAGUGUGUACGGCUCUUGUCGUAGAGAUACGGAACUCAAUGAAGAGGUGAAUUGGAAGAAGGUUGAAGCAACCCAACGCAGACGCGCAUCAGAAUGCGAGGAAGUACAAAAUAUGGAGAUAUUAGCUAACUGAACACUGCCUGAUAUUAACUAGGUUGAAUAUCUUAAUUUGAUACACCAUACAAAACAUAUGUAUUUGAGUUGCUUUCUAUUCUUUACCUAACUUUGGAUUAUAUUUGUUCAUUCUUUUCGAACAUUUCCUUUUUGUAUUUCUAGUUCUUGAACAUUUCCUUUA